AUGGAAGCAAAGGUUGCGCGUAAACUUCGUGCCUUAUUGCGCGUUACUGGUACUACGUGGGGAAGAUCUCUCCACGACAUGCGCGAAUUGUAUCGCACCACCAUCAUUCCGAUCAUCACCUACGGUUGCGGAGCUUGGUACGUCGAUGCCACCAAUGAGCCAAAUAGAGGAAAUCUUCCGAAAUAUCUCCUGCAGCGACUCGAGAAUUUGCAAUAUUCUUGUCUGAUGCAAAUAUCUGGUGCCUUCCAUCGCACUGCAGCCAAGAUCCUCGAGAAAGAACUCUUCAUAGAGCCCCUCGUAGUCACGCUCGCAAGGCUGUCCAUUGCGCACCGCGUUCGUUCCUACUACGAUGACGACAGCGUUCAUUCUCGGCUAGCACGAGAGGAACGGCAUAGCAAAGAAGAGGUUAAAACCCACCCUUACCAGAUUCUGGAUCGAGAGGCCUGCAGCGUUGAGCGAGCCUCACUGGCGUUUCUCCGUCAGAGAAAGACCGCUGAACAGGCAGACAAGGACUGGACCAAUCGCAACAAGCGUAGAAAAGCCAUCAAUGUGUACCUUGAGCAAUGGGCGUUUUUCCAAAGUGCAUAUAUCUGGAACGAAUAUCGCAACUCGCGACUCCUUCGUGGAGGGAAGGUUUGCCCAGCGUUGGAUAGCGACUUUUACGCCGAAUGGGAUGAGCGAAGCCUUGAAUGCUACCAAGGCCUCACGCGGGCCCAAAGCACCAUGCUUCUACACAUCCGAACUUCUUUUAUCGGUCUUAACGCCCACUUGCACUCGAUCAAGUGCUCGGAGACUGCAUAUUGCCCCUGCCUUCGUGAUCGGCACACGGCAAAACAUCUCCUCCUGGAUUGCAGUCUACUAUCCGAGCAACGUGGCGCUUUGGUGAAGGCGAUCGGUCACCUCAGCUUCCAAGACAUGUUGACGAAGGACGCCUUCGAAACGACACGCUGGGCCGUCAUGCAUUCCGGCAUGGCGCCAUGGCAUUUGGCUAAGAGCGAUGCACAAAGCUGGAUAUCGACGAAGCGAAAGAAGAAGGGCAGGCGACAGCAAGGCGGUAGAACCUAG
Molecule: messenger RNA, 1065 nt
Organism: Alternaria burnsii
Lineage: Eukaryota; Fungi; Ascomycota; Dothideomycetes; Pleosporales; Pleosporaceae
Exons: 2
Coding region: 1-1065 (354 amino acids)
Source: RefSeq, a predicted model, not a curated record